Molecule: messenger RNA, 1557 nt
Organism: Daucus carota subsp. sativus
Lineage: Eukaryota; Viridiplantae; Streptophyta; Magnoliopsida; Apiales; Apiaceae
Product: putative F-box/FBD/LRR-repeat protein At4g03220
Exons: 3
Coding region: 88-1557 (489 amino acids)
Molecular function (GO): protein binding
Source: RefSeq, a predicted model, not a curated record
CUUUCAAACCCUAACACGUAUUCACUCCUUAUUAGAACAACCAAAUCUCCAUACUAUUCAAAACAAAACAAAACAAAACAAAAUUUUAUGGUUUUUUUAUAUGUUAUGGAGACGAGAUCUGCCAAGAGGAAGAAGCUUCUAGAUCAUGUAGAUGAUAAUGAAUCAGGCGAAGAUUAUUUAACAGAUCUUCCUGAUGCGAUUUUGCAUUACAUUCUUUUUCUUCUGCCGAUUAAAAAUAUUGCGCAAACGUGCGUUUUAUCGAAACGGUGGAGACAUAUUUGGUAUUCUUUUCCGGAUCUUGAUUUCACCACCGUCAGGCAGAAGGAAGGAAUGAAAUUUAUAAACGAUGUUCUCUCGAUACGAGAGAAGCAGCAUUGCUGUUCGGAUAUUCGGGUGCUUCGAGUAGGCGGUAGCUUCGUGUGUUCGCAGCUGAAUAGUUUGAUACGGCGCGCGGUUAAGUCGUGCAAUGUGCAGCAUCUUGAGAUUGACGUUGUGACCAAUGAGUGUUUUAACUUGCCACGGAGCGUGGCGAGGAGUGAUUCGUUAAGGAUUCUGAAGAUGAAAUUGUUAGGACAGGGGUUUAGAUUGAGUAUUGUGAGAGAUGGUUUUCAAACGUUGGAAACCUUGUCUUUGUCGAAUGUGGUUUUUAAUGAGCAUCCGAAUGUCGUUAUGGAUCCUCUGUCAUUUCCGUCACUUAGGAAGUUGAGUAUGGAAAAGUGCAGAGGUUUGAGGCAUUUGAGAGUUUACUGUCAGACACUUGUGAAGUUUAGUUUAUCCGAAUGUUCAGAACUAGACAAUCUUGAGAUUAGUUGCGCGAAAUUGGAGAAAUUGAGCGUGUCUAGAUGCUUUAAUUCUGCAAGUAGCCGUAGUUCGGUUAAGAUUGACGCUCUGAAGCUGGACAGAAUCAUGUGGAAAGGCAAUGCUAUUACGGACCACAGUUCGUUACACAACUUACGAUCCUUGCAAAAGGCUUCUGUUUGUUUUGAGAGUGUGACAGCAGCACAUCUCACGAGUAUGUCCAAAUUUUUCAUUGGACUCUCUCAAUCCAAGUGCCUGAAACUCGAAACACCCUGUUUUGAGCUUCUGUCGAAGAACAAACACUUUGCAGGGGUAAUAUAUGAAGCUUUCGUCAAUCUCAAAUCGCUGGAACUUCAUACGAGCAAAAUUCAAGAAUUAGCAAGCCUGUUUCGAUCUUCCCUGUCUUUGCACAAACUUAUUAUUAGUAUCACUAGUGACUCAAAGGUCCACAAGAGUAUCGCGAGCACUCAGUCGGACAGGAACUUGUCUAGUAGCUCUAGCGACGAACGAUACUGGAAAUCGCAAAGUCAAGCCUCUAAACCAUUUCUGCAUGAGCUAAAAAGUGUCACGCUCCAUGGAAUUUCAGAGAGCGAAAGAGAAUUUAGUCUAGUAAAAUUUCUACUAGGGAAUACUCGGGUUUUGCAAGAGAUGGUCAUUAGCUGUGCAGCAGGGAGAGGCUGUCGUCGGCUUGAGAGAAUCGAAUCAAGGGUUAUGCAAUUUUAUCGAGCUUCUUUCGAUGCAAAAAUUGUAUUUCAUUAG